Eucalyptus grandis is the source of this 3850-nucleotide messenger RNA. Its product is annotated as putative pentatricopeptide repeat-containing protein At3g47840. Gene Ontology annotation, biological process: RNA modification. The transcript is spliced from 5 exons. The record is from RefSeq and is a predicted model, not a curated record. Gene Ontology annotation, molecular function: protein binding; RNA binding. Lineage: Eukaryota; Viridiplantae; Streptophyta; Magnoliopsida; Myrtales; Myrtaceae. The coding region runs from base 415 to 2466 and encodes 683 amino acids.
CUGCUCAGAGACAAAACAAUGGUCAGAAAUUUUUCCUAAAAUGCUUUAUCAUUUGCGCGCUAAUCGUGCGAGGAAGUCGUGGCGUGACAUUCUCGACGUAAAGACGUAACGCAGUGGAUGCUUGGCAGAAGAGUGGAUCACACGUCUCCACCGUCAGCAAACGGUGGCAUCACGCACCUAUAGACUCUGUACAUGGUCAAAUCCCAACAUUAACCCAUGAACUGCCAAUCCAGUAGCUUGGAAUUGCCCACCAUAUAAGCGGACGAAACAAGGGUGCGUUGAGGAAAUGCCAUCGGAACACAGGCGGGAAAAUCAACCGCGCACCAACUUAAGCUCCAUCGGUGAGCAGCGCAACAGGGUGCUCGAAGCGAACAUGAUUGCGUCGCUACCCAGUCUUCGUCCCUUAGCGCGAAGAUGAUUUCGUGGGCCAUGGCUCACGUCAGGAGGCUCUCUUCCGCGACCUCGAGUCGCGUGACUAUGAUUCAAUACAACACCCGGUUGAGGGAGCUGGUCAAAACGGGUUCUUUGGGUGAUGCCCGCUCGCUGUUCGACAGUAUGCCUUAUAGAGACGAGAUUUCGUGGACCACCCUGAUAUCUGGGUAUGUGGGCGCCACGGAUAUAACGGAAGCUUUUGCUUUGUUCUCCGAUAUGCGGGUCCAGCCAGCACUCCACGUGGACCAUUUCGUGCUCAGUCUUUUGCUCAAGGCUUGCGCGCUUAAUAUGAACCCGAAUCUUGGCGAGUUGGUGCACGGAUAUGCCGUCAAGACGGGAAAUGCAAACUCGAUAUAUGUGGGCAGUGCCCUUCUUGACAUGUACACAAAAGCCGACAGAAUCGAGCUGGGUUAUAGAAUAUUUGAUGAGAUGCCACUGAAGAAUGUUAUUUCUUGGACUGCCCUGAUAAAUGGGCUUGUUAGCUGUGGCCACUAUAGGGAGGCGGUGUCCUGCUUUGCAGAAAUGUGCAAGUCAGAAGUGCAAUGUAACGGGCACACAUUUGCUAUUAUUUUGAAGGCGUGCGCUGAUCUUGGUGCUUUGAGCUGUGGGAGGGAGAUACAUACGCACAUAAUUAAGAAAGGCUUUGAUGCGAGCUCAUUUGUGGCUAAUUCACUUGCCACAAUGUAUAACAAGUGUUGGAAGUUUGACACAGCCGUGCAGUUACUUGAAAGGAUGCCCACACAGGAUGUAGUGUCGUGGACGACAAUAAUCACAACAUACAUUCAGAUGGGUAUGGAAGAAUCUGCAUUUGUAACAUUUUUAAGGAUGAAAAGAUCUGAUGCCAGUCCUGAUGAAUACACAUAUGGAGCAGUUAUCUCUGCAUGUGCUAGUCUUGCAAGAACUAGAUGUGGCGAACAAUUACAUGCUCAAGUUCUGUGCAAAGGUCUUUUAAAUUCCUUGCCAGUGGCAAACUCCAUAAUCAGCAUGUAUUCACAACUCGGCCAAUUAUCUUCAGCACUAGCUAUUUUUCAUGAAAUCACCAAGAGAGACAUUGUUUCAUGGAAUACUAUAAUGACCGGGUAUUCUCAAGAAGGUUAUGGCGAGGAAGCUUUUGAGCUUCUGUCAUGCAUGAGGAUGGAAGGACUCAGGCCCACUGUGUCAACUCUUGCGGUUUUUCUUACUGUGUGUGGUAAUAUGGCUAUUCUCAAGCAAGGGAUGCAACUUCAUGCUAUUGUCCUGUCUUUGGGUUUAGAACAGGCACCUACAAUACAAAGUGCUUUAAUUAAUAUGUAUGCCAAGUGUGGGAGUAUAAAAGAAGCAUCUAAAAUCUUUGAUGCGGCAACAAAUUAUGAUAUUGUGGUGUGGACAACAAUGAUCAAUGGAUAUGCAGAACAUGGUUAUAGCCAUGAAGCAAUUGAUUUGUUUGAGAAGCUGGCUAGUGUCGGGUUGAGACCAGAUCCUGUGACAUAUAUUGGCAUUCUUACUGCAUGUAGUCAUGCUGGAAUAAUCGAUCUCGGUUUUAACUAUUUUAAAUCAAUGACCAAGGAACAACAAAUUAGUCCCUCAAGAGAACACUAUGGCUGCAUGAUUGAUCUUCUCUGCCGAGCUGGAAGGUUGGAUGAGGCAGAACACAUGAUCAAAAGCAUGCCAUAUGAAUGCAAUGAUGUUGUCUGGUCAACUUUGUUGAGAGCAUGUAAAAUCAAUGGUGAUGUGGACCGUGGAAGGCGAAUUGCCGAGCAGAUUCUCGAGUUAGACCCAAAUUGUGCGGGAACUCACAUUGCCCUGGCUAGUGUCUAUUCUGCCAAUGAGCGAUGGACUGACGCAGCUGGAAUAAGGAAAAUGAUGAAGUCAAAAGGAGUGACUAAAGAGCCUGGAUGGUCUUGGAUUAUGGUUAAGGACUGUGUGUCCACAUUUGUAGCAGGUGACCAGUCUCAUUUACAUAGUGAAGAACUAUACGAUGUUCUGAAUUUACUUUGCUCAGGAGAAACUUGUGUUCAGGAUGCGGUUUCCCUCAUGUAUGAUGUUGAGGACUGAAAAGGAGCAUUGUCUUCAUUAUUCUCGUUAAUUAGCAGAGUUGGCUGCAGAAAAGGAUUAAUGGAAAAAGUUGAGGUUGCCCAAAAAUGCUCCCAACCAACAGGUAGAAGCAGGUGAUGGUUUCGUAAGAACUAGAGGAAUAUAUAUGAUGCCGAAUGGAAGCCAUAAUUAUGCCUAUGGCUUCAAUGCUUAUUGUUUGAUGACACAGCGUUUGUGGAUGCAUACAAAAAUACAGCUGCAUUCCGAGAGCUUCAAGCCAUGGCCUUAGCAUUGCAAGAACCUGCGGUUUCAUGGAUGAUGGUUGUAGACCUCUACUGUACUCUUUUGUUCCUAAAAUGGAGAACGUCUGCUUUCAAGUGGGAGGAAAGGAGACACCACGCAAACGGGUUGCAAUUGCCAUCCCAAGAUGUAGGGCAUUGGACUCUUUGGAAUAAAUUGUGUGAUACUGUGUCGAGGAGGCCUGUAGGGAGGAAGAGACUGGAGUGGCUCUUGCUACAUAAAGUUUAGGGAAUCUUUAUGGCAAGUGAAGAUGCCAGACUCCAAAAGGUCCCAUCCUUUCCAUCAAUAACUGAGGCUUUUUUGGAAGUGCCACCACAGCCAAUAUAUUUCCCAACUUCCAAGUGCCACAUGGACAUGCUGCCGAGGCAAGAACAAGCUAAGCUUGCAGCUUGUCCUGGUAGCAGCAUUGUCACGGGAAGCUCCGGCAAGAGUGGGAAGCACACAGUUGCUGGUGUAAGGGCUGUGCAAGGGUUGCGCUGGGUAUCAAAGUCUCCUCAAUCGGAGUUCACCAAAAUCCAAUGCAACUGGUAAUUCAAAAGUUUUGGACCUACUGGGUACACUGCAUGAUGAAAGCAGGUGGAUUUGAUCGGGUUCAACUGCAGGUGCAGCAACUUCCUAUAAUUCAGCACAGGUGGCCCUAAUCCAGAGCAGUUUGCACUAAAUAGAUGAGAUUAGACGGAUGACCUCCGGUUGCUCUUCGAGAUGGUGCAUCAGCAUCACUAUUCUGAUAUGCAUGGCUGCCCCUCUGAUCACUGGACCGCUGCCCAGGAUGCUAUUGCUAAAGGAAACCUCAUCCGUCAUCAAGGCAAUAAGAAUUUGAUAAUAUCUUAGAAUGCGGGAGCUACAUUGAAGGGUCUCAGACUCUAGUCUGAUGCUAGUUUGACUUCCUGUGAGCGCAGCAUGCCAGCUAGCUCAUGUCUUGAAGCUUUAGCAUUGAGGACAUUUUCUCAUGUAAACAGCAUUUGCAACACAGCUCAUGAUAGCACAAUUUAUUUGUUGCUGGGUACGGAAUUUGUGUCUCUAACGACGUGCCACUCGGAAUCUCGGAUGGAUGUUGUCAUUUUGGUUGUAAAAUAUGUGAUUUGAAGUAUUACUAGUUAAGAUU